AUUUCUGAAAUUCAAUUCAAGUUUAAACCCUAUUCCUAUUCCUGUUCUUCAAAAUUAAAAAAAUGAUGUUUUCUCAGAGUCAAUAUGAAAAUGGAUUUACAUCUUCUCAGUUAACUCAAUCCGAUUCCUCGCCAUCUACCGCUAAAAAUAGAUAUCCACAAGGAACAAUUCCGGUAACAGUGAAGCAAAUUAGUCAAGCCUCUCCUUCAUCUACAGAUGAUAAAGCCAAUUUCAACAUCGAUGGUGUUGAUGUUACCAAUGUUAAAUUGUUGGGAAUGGUUUUUGAUAAAACUGAGAAAGUGACUGAUGUUUCUUUCAUCCUUGACGAUGGAACUGGUCGUAUUGGAUGCAAAAGAUGGCUCAAUGAAGCGUUUGACAGAAAGCAAAUGGAAGUUGUAGAAGAUGGCAUGUAUGUACGGCUUGUUGGGCACUUGAAGAGCUCUAGAGGCACUGCAGAAAUAGUUGUUUUUAACUUGCGGCCUGUUACUGAUUUCAAUGAAAUUACACUCCAUCAAGUAGAGUGCAUUCACCAGCAUCUUUUGAAUAAUAAGUCACAGAAAGGUGACUCUCUUCAAAAUGUGAAGAUUGAAUCAUCACAAAGUACCCCAGUUAAAGUUGAAUCCAAUGAGUUCCUCUCAUCUCCACUUAAUCAAGUCUCAAUGCAGAUGAGUGUUGAUGGGCUUAAAGACAUUGACCAAAGGAUUCUUGAUUUUCUGCAGCAGUCUUCAAGUUUGGCUCAAGAAAAGGGUGUACACAGGGAUGAAAUAGCAAGGCAUUUGAAGGUCCCGAUGGAGAAAAUAAUGGAAUCCAUCACUUGUCUAGAGGAUGAAGGCUUGAUAUACUCCACCAUUGAUGAUUUCCACUUCAAGUCUACUGCUGCUUGAGCCUUAAAACUCUUUCCAUGAUGGGAAAGUCAAAAAAGAGAAUUCUGUGAUUACAAUGUAUUGCUGCUGAAGCUUUGAAUCUCAUUUUGUUUAGUGUUUAGUGAAAGGCUGACAGCUUUUAUCUGUUGAUGGUUUAUUUAGUGUAUGGUCAAAUUCAGCUAUUGUAUAGUAGGAGUACUUGGCUGAACAUGUUAAUUUUUCACAAGUUUGGGCUUCCCUAGUUGAAAAUGAUUAGAGUAUUACUUACUAUAUUACUAUAAAAUAUUGAUAUAUAUUGCCCGGUCUAGGUCUAUCCCUCCAUUUUUGCUUUUAUUUUUGUACAACUAAUAUUUUGAUGAUUUUCAUUACAAAAAUUGGUUGAUA
Amaranthus tricolor (Joseph's coat) is the source of this 1247-nucleotide messenger RNA. RefSeq names its product replication protein A 32 kDa subunit A-like. Gene Ontology annotation, molecular function: DNA binding. Gene Ontology annotation, biological process: DNA replication; double-strand break repair via homologous recombination; nucleotide-excision repair. Lineage: Eukaryota; Viridiplantae; Streptophyta; Magnoliopsida; Caryophyllales; Amaranthaceae. The transcript is spliced from 10 exons. The record is from RefSeq and is a predicted model, not a curated record. The coding region runs from base 63 to 884 and encodes 273 amino acids. Gene Ontology annotation, cellular component: chromosome, telomeric region; DNA replication factor A complex; nucleus.